CAACCAGCUCCUCUCAACAGCCCUCCCCACACCAGUCUCAGACACCACCAUGUACGGCUCCUGCUGCGGAUCCACCUUCUCCUCCCUGAGCUGCGGGGGAGGCUGCUGCCAGCCCUGCUGCUGCCGCGACCCCUGCUGCUGCCGCCCCGUGACCUGCCAGACCACCGUGUGCCGCCCCGUGACCUGCGUGCCCCGCUGCACGCGCCCCAUCUGCGAGCCCUGCCGCCGCCCAGUGUGCUGCGACCCCUGCUGCCUGCAGGAAGGCUGCUGCCGCCCCAUCACCUGCUGCCCCACGUCGUGCACCUCUGUGGUCUGCAGGCCCUGCUGCUGGACCACCACCUGCUGCCAGCCUGUGUCAGUGCAGUCCCCCUGCUGCCGGCCCCCCUGCGGCCAGCCGGCCCCUUGCAGCACCACCUGCAGGACCUCCCCCUGCUGCUGAGCAGUACACUGACUGCCUGGAGCACGCAAGUCACCUUCUGAAAAAGCCACACUCCCAUUUCUCUGCCUAACAAACCUCCUGCCCUGAGCCUGCAAGAUCCCACAUCAACCAAGCUGGGACCGAGAACCGGGCUCAUCUAUUAAAACCUGGGCCAUUCUGCAGCCUUUGUAAAAGCAAUUUCCUUCCUCCCAUCUAAGAUUUUGUGGCAUGUUUCCUUUCUAAUAAAUAUCUGUUCUUUGACCUUGCAAAAA
This is a messenger RNA of Callithrix jacchus (white-tufted-ear marmoset), 690 nucleotides long. RefSeq names its product keratin-associated protein 2-1-like. Lineage: Eukaryota; Metazoa; Chordata; Mammalia; Primates; Cebidae. Gene Ontology annotation, cellular component: keratin filament. The record is from RefSeq and is a predicted model, not a curated record.